UGUCCUCAAUCUGUGCCUGCCUGGACCGGAGGACAGGACCGGACGGCCCCUCUCUGCUCCACUCCCACUAAACUUUAGUCCUGAAAUCAACCAGUACCAAGGCUGUGAACUGCACCACCUUUUACUCACUGGUCUGGAAAAUGAGCCAGUGUUCUUCAGAGUGAAUCCGUUGGUUGUUAGUCGGACUUAAUCCUAUUCUCAGAGGGAUUUGAAAGUAUCUGCUGCUGCUGCGAUGAGUGAAAACCCAGACCCCGACUCCAACAAACUGGAGUGUGUGAUCCAGAAGCUGGAGGAGAGUGUUUUGUCUGAGGAGAAGAGGCUGACAGUCCGGGGCCCUUCACCAGAUGCCCCCCCUACAUGCCUACCCGCAAGAGUCCGGGAGAUUGUCACAAAGAACCUCAACGAUAGCUCAGCUUCAGGAGCAGGAGCCAUGUCCUCGGUCAUGUCGCUCCAGGAUGAAAACCGGGUCCUGCAGGGAGAGCUGGCCCGGCUGGAGGACCUGCUGGCACAUAGCAGAGCGGACCGGGAUGAGCUGGCCAUCAAAUACAGCGCUAUUAGUGAGAGGCUGGAGCAGACGCUACGUUUUGAUUCAGGAGAUGGAGACCGUGAUUCACUGGAGUCCCGCAGCCUGGCUCAGCAGAACGUGGAUUUACGAAGACGUCUGGAUGAGGAACAAGCGGCCUACAAACGUAAACUCACCGCGUACCAGGAGGGUCAGCAGAGGCAGGCCCAGCUCGUGCAGAAGUUACAGGCCAAGGUGCUUCAGUAUAAAAAACGGUGUGGGGAUCUGGAGCAGAUGGUGCAGGAGAAGUGCUCAGAGAUGGAAAAACACAGGCUGAGUGUCCAUAGUGAAACAUCAAAUGGCCGCAAUCCAGACGAAUCAAGCAGCAACCUGGAGGACGCUUUAAUCCGUCUGGAGGAAGAACAACAGAGGAGCAGCAGUUUGUCUGCUGUGAAUGCCAUGCUCAGAGAGCAGUUGGAGCAGGCCGGUUUGGCCAAUGAGGCUCUGAGCCAGGACAUCCGCAGGCUCACUGCUGAUUGGACGAAAGCCAGGGAGGAACUGGAACAAAAGGAGUCUGACUGGAGGAGAGAAGAAGAGUCUUUCCACAGUUACUUCAGCAGUGAGCACGGCCGUCUGCUGACGCUGUGGCGACAGGUCGUCUGGUUUCGGAGGCACAUCUGUGAACUGAAGAGUGCCACUGAAAGAGACUUGUCAGACAUGCGUAACGAACUGGCUCGAGCAUCCCACUCGACUCAGCUGUCCUGCGCAGGUCUAUCUGCUGCGAUGCACAGCCGGGAGGGAGGGGCAGCCCUGGCCAUGGAGCGGGAGAAGGCUCUGAGGGUUCAGCUGGAGCAGCAGCUGAGAGACCGAGUGGCAGAGAUGAUGAAUCUGCAGACCAGGACUGAUGCAGAGAGGAGUGAGCUCAACCUCAGGUUGUCGGAGUCAGUGCGAGAAGGAGAGAGACUAAAGAGCCAAAUGGAAGAAAAAGACAGAGAAAUUGUUAUCUUGACGAGGAGGCUUGAGGAGCAGAGUGGUAAUGAUGAGACAGAUAUGCAGAUGAUGAAAGCACACACUGAGACACUGUUAGACACACUGAGAGACAUCGCUCAGACAAUUUUGUCCGAUGGUGAAUCGUCUUCAGAGGCAGACCAGGACAACUUUGGGGCUCCCCUUCAGGCCCUGAUCCACGGCUCCUCCCCUCACUGCUCCUCGUCUCCUCGGAGGUCAUCCUCUCCAUCUCGGUUCUCCUCUCUGACUCCUCCUCCAGAGGCAGCGCUGUGUGCUCUGCGUUCUGCAGUCACAAACAGGCAGCUCCAGUUGCAGGAUGCUCGAGGGCGUCUGGUCUCUGCUCAGUCAUCAGUCCAGCAGUUACGAAAGCAGCUUUCAGAGACUGAUUUGGCUAAAAGAGAUGCCGAACAGAAAAAUCAAGUACUGCAGAGGGAGAGGGACACCACACAGAGAGAGAAGGAGACCACCCUGAGAGAAAAGGACCGUCUGAAGCAGGAGAGAGACGCCCUGGCCAGUGAGAAGGUGAGUUUGGAGAAAUCUGUUCAGGCGGCACAGAGCAGCAACCAGAUCCUGCAGAUGGACUGUGAGAAGCUUCAGCUGGCUGUGGCGUCCAUGCAGCGAGAACGGGAUCAUGAGAAGGAGGAGAAGGAGGCUGCCAUUCAGGAGAGAGACCGGGCGAAGGCAGAGACUCAGAGAAUACAGAGGCAGUGGGAUCAGAGUGAGAGUCGAGCCUCUGCUCAGCGUGGGGAGUUGUCUGCAGUGAAGGAAACCCACCAGCAGGGGGAGGUUGAACGACAGCUGCUGGAGCGAGAGAGGACCCAACUGUCUGAAGCACUUAGUCGAGCUGAGAGUCGUAAUGCAGAACUGUCUCUGCUGCUGAACAAACUUCAGUCUGAGGAUGCAGCUCUCAGAGACUCUCUGGCCAAAAUGGGCAACCUGAAUGAAGGUCUGGCCCAGGACAAAACUGACCUGAACACCUACAUCUUCCAGUUGGAGGAGGAGAGGGCCCAUCUUCAGGCUCAGAGGCGGGAGGCGGAGCAGGAGAAGCUGACCAUCAGAGACGAGCUGGUCCGGUUGGAGCAGGAGAGGCUGGAGAUGGACGCCGCCCGCAUCACACUGCACCAGUCGCUGCAGGACGCCGAGCUGAGCCGGGUGGGGAUGGAGGCAGAGCUCCAGAGCCUCAGGACCGACAGACUCAAGCUGCAGGAAAAAGUCACACAGCUUUGUGGUGAAGUGACUUCUCUGGGUUCAGAGUUGAGUCUUGCCAAAGGAGAAGGCCAGAGGAAUGAAGUGGCCUUAGAGGAGGCCGGUCGCAGUCGAACAGAACUGGCCCGAGACAAAGCAGCGCUGGUGGUGCAGCUGACGGCGUCUGAGAGAGAAAACACGAUGCUGUCGGAGGAGCUGGCUGCCUUCAGGUCUGAGAGGGAGUCUUUAGAAACCAGUCUGUUUGAGGUACAGCAGCAGCUUGUUCAGGUGGAGUCUCGCAGAGAGCAGCUAGAAUCCGAAAACCAAAGCCUUCGUAUUCGCUGUGAGACUGCAGCAGCUGAACUGAGGCGUGUACGCUCAGAUGGGGAGAAUUCACUGGCUCAGGCUGAGAGGGAGAAACAGGCUCUGACUCAGACUCUAAAUGCUGCACAGCUGGAGGCCCAGCAGAGUUUACACAAGGCCAUCUCCGAACAUCAGGAGGAGGUGGAGAGACUCAUCUCAGAAAAGGAAGUCCUGCGCCACAGUCUGCUCAUGGAGCAUGAAGUCACUCUGCGAAAGCUCAGACAGGAGAUGGACGAUGAGCUCCACAGAGCCCAGAGAGGACGAGAGGAGCUCCAGGAUGAACUGAGGAGUCUCCAGCAUGAUAGAGAUCAGAGUCUGCUGCAGGCGGAAACUGAGAAACAGCAGGCUCUGUCGCUGAAGGAGGCGGAGAAAACAGUUCUGUCUGACAGGAUGUCCAGUCUGCAGGCCGAGCUGUCAGCUGCAGCCCUGGAAGCUGAACGAAUGACCAGAGAAGCAGCACUUGCCAAAGAACAGGAGCAGAUCAGAGUUGGAGCUCUGACCAAUGAGCUGCUUGAACUUCGCUCUCAUCUUGAGGAUUUGGCCUCAACUCAUGAAAGGGAGCUUCAUGGGCUCCGUGAAACCUGUACAGACCUACAGUCACGAGCUGAUGUGGCUUUCAAAGAGUUGGAACAGUGCAGAACUUCUCUCUCAACCAGCGAGGACACCCGAGACCAACUUAGGAGAGACAUACUGGAGACUGAGCGUCGUCUUAACCAAACACAGGAUGCAGCAGAUAACUACAGGAGAGAAGUGACGGAGCUACGACGAAGCCUCGGUGAUGUUACCAAAGAGAGGGACACCCUGAGCCAGUCCAACACUCAGCUGAGAGAAACUCUACGGAGUGCCGAAACAGAGAGGAUCAGCGCGAGACGACAGUGUGAGGAGAAGGAGCAGAGGUUGGCUGUGCUGGAGGAGAAUCUGUCAUCGACUCAGAAGGAGGUGACGGAGCUGCGCAGCUGCCUGAGGGAAGUGGAAAGGUCACGACUCGAAGCUCGCCGAGAACUGCAGGAACUCCGCAGACAGCUGAAGGUGUUGGAUGUAGAGAAGGAGCAGAAAGGGAAGGAGGUGGCGGAGUUACAGACUCGGCUGUCAGUGGAGGAGCAAAGGGAAGAGGAGAGAGGAAGGGAGGUUUUCACCCUCAAACAGAAGUUAACAGACGCUGAAACAACACGGGAUUCCCUAAAAAAAGAGUUGUCCCUGGUUCAGAAGCGUCUGGUGGACUCAGAGUCUGGCUGGAGGAGCUGUGAGAGAGAGCUCACCGCUCAGCUGCAGGAGGCGCGUGGCUGCGAGAAGAAGCUGCAGGAUGAAGCUAAAAACCUGUCUGUACGCACUCAGUCGGCCCAGGACUCCGCCGCUCAGUCCAGCCUGCAGCUCAGUGAGGCGCAGGGCCGACUCGCCGCCACCGAGGCAGAGCUGGCCCGGGCCGAGGCCGGGAGGAGGGACCUGGAGUUCCGCCUCAGCAGCCUCCAGUCGGCGCUGACCCGAACGCUGGGCAUCGGAGCAGGAGGCAGAGGAGGCAGAGGGAGGAGCCCCGGGGGGAGUUCAGCAUCACCAGGCUCUAUGUCCCGCCACCACAGCAUCUCCCCCCUACGCGCCUCACUGUCUCCACCUAAAGGUCAGAACUCUGAUACUUUUACUGAAUUCCUUUUUACAGAAUGUCAAGUAAGCACCCCUGAUAAUACUUUUGGUUCGGGACCUGUGUCUCCUGAGAGAGGAAACACUCCACUUCCUCUGUCUCAGCCAGACCUGGAUCCUGAGACUCUACGAAGUGGACUGAGAGACUUCCUCCAGGAGCUGCGUGAUGCACAGAAAGAGCGGGAUGAUGCUCGAUGCCAGAUGGGGACCUUACAACGGGAACUGGAGGAACUUAAAGGGGAGAGAGACUCUGCACAGAGCCGCCUUUCUCAGACACAAAACACUUUACAGGAAUAUCUAGAAGGGAAGAGACUAGUGGAUGAGCGUCUGACGUCCACUCAGACUCUACUCCAGCAGCAGGAGGAGACGGUGAGGAGAGGAGACAGAGAGAGACGAGCUCUGACAGACCGGCUGAGGGAUUUAGAGCGAGCGCUGCAGGCCUCUGAGACGGAUAAGAAACACACCCAGGAUCAGUUGAAUAAGCAACGAGCUGCUGAAAUGCGCCUGGAGGCAGAGAGGAGACGCCUGCGGGAGGCGCUGGAGGCAGCUGAAGCCAGGGCCACCAGAGUGGAGCUGGGGAGGCGCAGUCUGGAAGGGGAGCUGCAGAGACUCAAGCUGAGUCUGGGAGACCGGGAGGCAGAGAGCCACGCCUCCCAGGAACGCCAUGACUCUCUGCUCAAACAGGUGGCUGAAGGUGAAGCCCGAGUGUCUCUGCUUCAGAGAGAGGUGGACAGGCUGAGUCAGGCUCUGCUCAAAGCACAAGAAGGUGAAUCUUUACUCAAAGAGAAGACCACUUCACUCAACGUGACCCUGCAGGAGGCGUCAGCGGCUCAUAGCAGCACCCAGAGUCGAAUGGCUGCUCUGCAGAAGAGUCUGAGUGUGGCUGAACAGGACAAACGACAUCUACAGGAACGAAUUGAUGAAACCAGGGCGUCAUUAGCUGAAGGGAGGAGACACAUGGCUGCCCUCACUGAGCGUGUGCAAAGCCUGGAGAGUGAACUAAGACAGAGUGAGGCGAGGCGAGAGGAGCUGGAGGCGGAGCUCGCCAACACACAAGAGAGUCUGCGUCAGCGUUCGGCCAGUCUUACAGAGGCUCAGCGCAGCAUCCAAUCUACCCAGGCAGAACGGGCCGCUGUAGAGGACCGACUGCGUGGGCUGCAAAGAGCGGUCGCCAUGCUUGAGACGGAGAAAAAAGAUGCAGAGAGACAAGCUGUGAGGCUGGAGAAAGACAAAAAUGCACUGAGGAAUACACUGGAUAAGGUUGAACGUCAGAAGCUGAAAACUGAAGAAGGCAGCAUGCGUCUGACUGCAGAGAAAAGCCGUUUGGAUCGUUCUUUAAACACUGCAGAACAGGAGCUGCAGGAGGCACAACAGCAGAUACUGAUGCUGCAGACUCAGAUGGCUGAGAUGGAGCAAUCACACAGUUUGUGUGAGAAUUUAGUGAGGCAGCGUGACGAGGCCAGACAGGAGGCAGAGAAACUGAAGACCAGUUUCAGAGAGGUUGAACGAACUCUGGGCACCAGAGAGCGAGCUCAUCGACACCGGGUCAAAGGCCUGGAAGAGCAGGUGUCCACUCUGAAGGAGCAGCUGCAGCAGGAGAUAAAACGGCGGCAGCCUUCACUUCCGUCCACUUUACUGCCGGCAGGAAAGUGAUGCAGCUUAAAACCAGAAGCACCAGCACAUGAAGAUUUAAUCCAGGGAAAACCAACUUAAUAUGAAUUUUUGAAGCAAUAUUCACCCACAGAAACAUUCCCCAAAGCAGUCCUAACUAAGCUUUAUUGUUUUGUAUUUCAGUGUGUGGCACUGAAGGCACUACUGUCUUUUUGAAGGUGUUUUAUUGUUACAGUAUUGUACAGUGAGGAACAUUUAUCUCAACCGGCAGCACACUUAGAGCACGUAGCUGUAGCGUGAACGCCAGCAGCCUGCUGAUUACUGGCAACCAUCUGUACUUGAUCCCUGCUCAACAUCUUCUCAAACUUCCUGCUCUUAUUCAAGAAGAAACCCAAAUCACCACAGGAUUCUCCUCCAGACAGAAUCUGGAUGUAGUGCAGGAACGAAAAUCACAGCUCUGCCAGUUUCGCAGUUUGGCCUCAAUUCCUCGACAUUUAUGUUAACAGUUGAGGACACAAAGAGAAGGAAGGAAGGUCUUCAUUGUGUGUGUGUGCCAGGAAACUAACAAAAUGACCAUAAUGAAGGAGCUGCGCUGUAUCUUUUUCCAGCUACAGGCGUAAAGACACUGUGAAAGGACUCAGACCACAAGCGAUGAAGAACUGCAGUAUGAUAAUAAACCUGAAGUUUAUGUUUUUCAUUAGUUAUUUUUAGUUUUAUUAGUUGUAUUAAAGUUUUUAUUGACUGCAUGAAGACAGACAAACUGACAUAUCAACCUAGAUGAUUAAUAGUAGGGAUAUGAUUUGUAUGGACAACACACAUGGAAGCCACAUGUCUGCAAGAAAAUAAACUCACUCUGCUCCAUAA
This is a messenger RNA of Sphaeramia orbicularis (orbiculate cardinalfish), 7168 nucleotides long. It is a transcript of the gene crocc, whose product is annotated as ciliary rootlet coiled-coil, rootletin. The transcript is spliced from 37 exons. The coding region runs from base 233 to 6346 and encodes 2037 amino acids. The record is from RefSeq and is a predicted model, not a curated record. Lineage: Eukaryota; Metazoa; Chordata; Actinopteri; Kurtiformes; Apogonidae.